GCACCAGGGGAUCACCUUCGAACACCAGAUAACAUUUCAUAUUAAGCUCUCUUCAAGUUUCCAAAACCUAGCUAUAGCUGCAAAACUCCUUCCCUUCCAUCGCUUCCCUUUCAAUUAAUCACAUCUUAAAUUAGUUUCUCUCUGAAUUCCUGCCAUGGCACCUCAUGGAGAAGCCCUUAAUGUUGGUUCAUACUCGAGGACCAACAACUUCGACAAGCCCCCGAGGCUGUCCACCGACGGCCUCCACCGGACGCUAUCAGACAUCUCGUUCGAGCUGAGCAAAGAGGCCAUAGACCUCAGCAUCCACGGCACUCUCCCGCCCAUAUCGGAGGUCGAAGACGCAAUGUGCGAGUGCUGCGGCAUGAGGGAGGAGUGCACGCCAGAGUACAUUGGCCGGGUGCGGGACAAGUUCUUGGGGAAGUGGAUAUGUGGGCUGUGUGCGGAGGCGGUGAAGGACGAGGUGGAGAAGAAUGGAGGGAAGGGAGAGGAUGCCUUGAGUGCUCACAUGAGUGCAUGUGUUCGGUUCAACAAGCUUGGGAGGGCUUAUCCUGUUUUGUGCCAAGCUGAGGCCAUGAGGGAGAUGUUGAAGAAGAGCUCAUUAAGGUUGGAUGGAAGACUUAGGGCCAAGUCCAUGAGCCCUAGGGAUACGGGUGCUGGCCCAAAGAAAGGCGGUAUCGCGAGGAGUUCGAGCUGUAUUCCGGCAAUUACAAGGGAGAUAAAUGAUCUAACCAUCACCAAUUGAGUUAAAUUUGCUAAGACAAAUAUAUGUGUGUAAAGAGCUUCUCUAGCUAGCGACGAUCAUACUCUUUAGGGAAAAUGGUCAUUAUUUUAUGUACCUCUCCCAUAAUCUUGUAAGGCACCCAUUACAAUUGAAGGCUGUUUAAUUCUCAUUAGGGCUAGUGAUCAAUUAGGAACUUGUUUUGUAAUGAUCACAUGCACUUCCAUUCUCUUCUACAUCAACCUAGCCUUAGUUUCUGCUUCUCUAGCUCUAUGUUUGACCAACCUUUUAAUUACCCUCUAGCUAGGGUUCUUUUUUGGUUGGGCUAUGUUAUAUAUACCCAGCCCCUUGUAUGUUUUCAUCUGACUGUAGCUCAACCUUUAUUUUACCACCCCUUGGGGGUUUAGUUUCAGGUAAUGAAAACUUUGUUGCCUGUUUUUAUGUAUACCUUUUAAUAAGGUUGUAUGUUAUUUUAAAUUUUAUAUUAAAUAGUAAUUGAAGUUUCAAAGUUUGGAUGA
Messenger RNA from Malania oleifera, 1236 nucleotides. RefSeq lists its product as uncharacterized. Bases 155 to 742 code for a protein of 195 amino acids. The record is from RefSeq and is a predicted model, not a curated record. The transcript has a single exon. Lineage: Eukaryota; Viridiplantae; Streptophyta; Magnoliopsida; Santalales; Ximeniaceae.